This is a messenger RNA of Penicillium egyptiacum, 1788 nucleotides long. The record is from the annotation of a GenBank genome assembly. Lineage: Eukaryota; Fungi; Ascomycota; Eurotiomycetes; Eurotiales; Aspergillaceae.
AUGUCCCCUCUCCGAGGCUAUAUCAGUUCCUACCCCCCGCGCAUGCGCCAGUAUGGAAACGCGUUGCUCACACCUGUCAAUCCUCCGUCACAGACCGGCCCGACUCCGCGCACCACGAAGCGUGGAACCACAGCCAUCAACUAUGCAGAAGAUGGCUUUGAUGACGAGGAUUUUGAUGAGACCGAUGGGCCCCGGCGACCGACUGGACUGAGGAGUCUUCGGCGCGAAGAAUCCGCUACCGACAAGUUGGUGCCCUACUCAGAGAAGCUGGGCAAAGAAGUGCAUGCGCCGGUGGAGGUGCAAGGCCUCUUUCGCGAGUGGAUGAUCAAGAGAAUGUUGCGACCAGCGUGUGCCGAUCAACUGCAGAUUCAAGCGCAACUCCCCUUGACACUCGUUCCAAUCCGAAUUGACGUCGAAGUCCCCGCUCAUCAACCCCUCGAACCAUUCCCUUUCCCACGCACAGCCGUGGACCCUAGCAUCAACCAGACUCUUCCUGCGUAUCGCAGACCUGAACCAUUACCCCCGUUCCGCAUUAAGGAUACCUUCUUAUGGAACCUGCACGAAUCACUCUCAACGCCCGAAGAAUUUGCUAUCGGAUUUGUUCGCGAUCUUGAUCUCCCAAAUCCUCAAGCCACGACCAUGACCAUCAGCAACCAGAUCCGGCAACAGCUGGAGGAAUACGCUGGCGUCGCUCUCCACCCGCUCUUCCAGAGCACAGAUGCAGGCACGCUGCCUAGUGUUCCGCCACAGACUGAACUGUCAAGAGACACGCCGACGACACCAGCUGCUGCCAACGUUGCGACACCUGACAGCCGGCCCAAUGUGACGUCCACUGUGACCGUGACCAAGGAAGCGCUGGUAAAUGACAGCCUUUUGAACCCAGAUGACGCCUAUCGGUGCUUGAUCACCCUCAACAUCAACCUGCAAAACAAGCUUUUCACAGACAAAUUCGAAUGGUCUCUACUACACCCACCUGGAAUGGCUGAAGAGUUCGCGCGUAUUACCUGCGCAGAUCUCAGUCUUGGUGGUGAAUGGGUCAGUGCGAUUGCACAUGCCAUCUACGAGGCAGUUUUGAAGUUCAAAAAGGAAGUCUGCGAAAGCGGUGCUCUUAUCAGCGGCAUCAACGGCUACGGCAACGAAAUUGAGAAUUUGGCAGCCAACGGCGUGGAGGCUGGUUGGCGUUACGACCCUGAAACAAUUUGUGAUGAGUGGCAACCUCAGGUCGAGACGCUGUCUAAGGAAGAAAUCGAACGGAGAGAAGGUGACCGUGAGCGUCAGAUCCGACGUCUGCGCCGAGAAACAGCUAGGUUCUCUUCAACCACGGGCAUCACACCUGAGAUAUCAAGGCAGAACAGUGGCAAUUACUUCGAGGUAGAUAGUGAGACUCCGCUCGGACGUGGAGAAAGGAAUAAGCGCAAGCGCCGAUUCCGUAGCUUGAGCCCUACAGGCAGAAGUGGCACUCCUGGUGGCCGGGGGACUCCUGACACCGGGUCAGGCGCUGGGUACGGUGGCGGUGGUGGCACGCUUUCUGAAUGGUAUGUGGCUGCUAGGCACAUCAACGUCUUACUGGAAUAUUCACUAACGAACUCUGCCUACAGGGAACGCCAAAGCUGGCGAUGCAAGAACUGUGCGGUAUGGGGCACAGCAGUUUGGGCUGUGCGCGAUGGCCCAGAUGGCCCACGGACACUCUGCCACAACUGUGGCCUGCUCUAUGAGCGGGAUAAGGUUGCACCGGAAUGGUCCAAGGAUCUUCAUCGACACGACGUUCCCGUCGGCCGAUACGGCUAA